AGAAGGAUUAAAGCAUUUUCUUUUGAGCUAAUAUGGCAAUGUUCAUGUAUGUUUACAGGGUUUCCGUUUCUCUUUUGCUGCUUUUGGUCCUUUGUGAGAGAACUGUGGAACAGGCUGCGCGAGGUCCUCUUAGCAAAAUCUGUACAACAACGUGGUACGACACAAGUUUAACGACAAUACCUCCUCUUGCCGAAGAAGACGAGGAUGCCAUCAAAGCUCUGCUUGGGUGUUCUUCUAGCAAAAUAUUACGCCCAAAUUGUUACAUUGGAUUUACAAAUGCCGUUACCUGCAAUUGUUAUCCUGAGAAGCAUAAAAGAUGUCGAGUGGUACAAAUUGAUUUCUCCAAUAGACGAUUAGAAGGUAAGAUCCCCAAGGAGAUUGGUGACCUUCAGUAUUUAGAAUCCCUUUAUUUGAAUGGAAACAAUUUACGUGGAUCAAUUCCUGAACCGUUCAAAAAUCUGAAGAAUCUGGUGAAUCUUUCCCUCUGUGAUAACUCAUUGGAAGGACCCAUUCCACCUUUCUUUGGCGAGAUGAAGUCUUUAAAAAGCAUUUGCCACUACAGAGAUCUGUGCAAAAACUUCUUCGACCAAAUAAUUCCUCCAGAAUUGGGUUCUCUCCCAUCUUUGGAAAAUUUAGACUUGGGCCAUAAUUUCUUAUCAGGGAAAAUUCCAGAAGAGCUGGGAAAUAUUAAGAGCCUCAUUAGAUUGUACCUGGUGGAUAAUCAACUCUCAGGUGUACUCCCAGUCAGGCUUGGAGAUCUUAUGAAUCUAGAGGAGCUGAACUUGCAGAACAAUGAAUUUAUUGGUGCCUUGCCGCCGAGCUUCAAGAGUUUAAAGAAACUGACGUACUUCGAUGUGCGAGGGAACAAGCUCAAUGAAACAAUUCCGGAUAUUUUCGAACUGUGGCAAGAUCUGCGUAUCUUGAAUCUGAUGGGGAAUAGUUUUUCUGCACCUUUGCCUGGCCAAAUCUCAAAGCUGAAGAAUCUAACGGAACUGCAUAUCAGUGACUUAGUUGGAAAAAGCUACUCAUUUCCAGAUUUAUCUAGAAUGGAAUUUUUGAGAAUUUUGACAUUGAGGAAUUGCUCAAUAGAUGCCAACAUCCCUAUUUGGAUAUGGAAGCUAUUUCGCCUUCAGUAUCUGGACUUGAGUUUCAAUAGUUUGUUUGGUGCAAUUCCAGAAGUUGUUAACUCCUCGUUGAAUUAUAUAUUUCUAAGAAGAAAUAAGCUCAAUGACACAAUUCCAUCUUGGAUGAAUGCUACUUCAUACGUGGAUGUUUCUGAAAAUCGUUUCAAAAAUGUGAGGACAAGCUCCAAAGAGUAUCUAAACCCUAACUUGAAUCUGUUUGCGUGUUGCCCCAAUGAAAAGGAUGAGGUUGCAAAGCGGGACCAAGUUGAUUUCCAUUUUAAGAAUGGAACUCAGUUCUGUACUCAGUUCUAUGACCAUUUGUAUAUAAACUGCGGUGGUGAUUCUGUCCCUGUUAACGGAAAUGACUAUGAAGCUGAUGUACAUCCACGUGGUGAAUCAACUUUCUUCAUGAGUAAGAGGUCAAAUUGGGGCUAUAGUAGUAUGGGAAGCUUCUUAUGGGCAAAUCGUAAUAAGUACACUCUAAAUGAGACCGGCGAAAUUCAUGCUGGUGAUGCCCAAUUGUAUCGAACAGCACGUUUAUCCCCAAUCUCCUUGAAAUAUUAUGGAUUUUGUUUGAGAAAUGGUGAGUACAAAGUGAAGCUUCACUUUGCUGAAAUAUCAAGUAGCAACACUAAAGAUUCGCACAGCAAAGCAGGGCGACUCUUUGAUGUGGAUAUCCAGGAAGAAAAUGUGCUGAGAAACUUCAACAUCGAAAGAGAAGCGAAAGGUGUGAAUAAGGCUAUAACAAUGGAAUAUCCCACUUCUGUGAAUGAAGGUAGACUGGAGAUUCACUUAUACUGGUCUGGAAAAGGGUCAGUCUUAUGCCCAUCAGGGUACUAUGGCCCCCUUAUAUCUGCAAUUACAGUAACUCCAGUUCAAUCAGAACUGUCCAAAGGAGUGCUUGUUGGAAUUUCAGGAUUUGCACUACUUCUUCUAAUAUUGUUCAUAGGUUUUUCCUGGAGAUUCCAAGACAAAUUACGUCGGGAAGAGCUAGAAGUUGUUGAAUUGUAUCCUGGAGGGCAUUACAACUUUCGGAAAAUUAAAGCUGCCACAAAGAAUUUUGGUGAUGAGAACCGGUUUGGUGAGGGAGGUUUUGGGACUGUCUAUAAGGGCACUCUUGCGAAUGGGACUGACAUCGCAGUUAAAAAGCUUUUGGCAACAAAAGAAGAAAUGCACGAGUUUGUGGAAAAGAGUCAUACAAUUGCUGGCAUGAAACAUCCAAAUCUUGCAACACUAAUGGGAUGCUGUGCAGGAGACAAUGAGCUAAUGGGAUGCUGUGCAGGAGACAAUGAGCUAAUGGGAUGCUUUGCAGGAGACAAUGAGCUAAUGGGAUGCUUUGCAGGAGACAAUGAGCUAAUGGGAUGCCGUGCAGGAGACAAUGAGCUUCUGCUCAUCUAUGAGUACAUUGGAACUAACUCUGUUGAAGAUGCAUUAUUUGAUUCAGACGAACUUAGAGAAAGACUGGAUUGGCCAACAAGGUAUAGAAUUUGUCUUGGCCUAGCAGAAGGUUUAGCUUUCCUUCACGAGGGGUCCAAACUGGAAAUUAUACACGGGGAUAUUAAACCAGCAAACAUUAUUCUUGAUGACGAUCUAAAUCCGAAGAUAUAUGACUUUGGAUUUGCAAAGCUUCAUCACAAGCAAAAGUUGGAAGGAACACUGUCAUACACAGCGCCUGAAGUUAAAGAUCACCCCUUAGAAGCUAGCGCAGAUGUGUAUAGCUUUGGAGUUGUCACACUUAUACUUAUCAGUGGAAGGAAAGUCACAACCCCAAGGGCAGGUGGUGAUACUGAAUACCUCGUGGAGGAGGCACAAGUAAAGGAUCAGAGGGGAACUCUAAUGGACCUAGUUGAUAAUCAGCUUCUGGAAUAUGACUGGGAAGAAGCAGAUAUCAUUCUAAGAUUAGCAAUGAAAUGCAUUAGUUCACGCCCAUUCAGACCGACAAUGUCUACAGUCGUGAAGAUUCUAAAGAAAGAAUGCUCAAUCGAGACCAUUGAGCCAAAGCUGGGUGAUUCUCCAUAUAGAAAAACCAAAUCAUGUUUGCUUUUCUGAAAAAACCAGAUAGAGAAGUAAAGGAGUAUAAUAUUUGCUUUAACAGUGUGCUUGACCAGGCGCGGGGCUAGAAAUGGACUUAAGCAUUAUGCGUUCGGCUGAACCUAGUAGGUCUGUAAAUUUGUGUUAAAUUUCACUAAAUAUGUGCAAAUUUUAAAUUCAGAGUCCAGUUAUUCGCACUAGAAGUUGUUAUUGUAAAAUUCAGAACCCAUAAAAUUCAAAUCCUGGAUCUGUCUCGACAUGACUAGUGUGCUAGUACUCACCUGGAUUUGAUAUAUAAGGGCUUGCUAGGUUAUGUAAAUUUAUGGUUGUGGUGCCUUGUUGAGUUAGAACCUUGUUGUAUCUAUUAAAGAUGAUGAGAUAUAAUGAGAAUAAAUGUUUUGCUGAA
This is a messenger RNA of Lycium barbarum (goji berry), 3561 nucleotides long. Its product is annotated as probable LRR receptor-like serine/threonine-protein kinase At1g53420. Gene Ontology annotation, molecular function: protein kinase activity; protein binding; ATP binding. The record is from RefSeq and is a predicted model, not a curated record. Lineage: Eukaryota; Viridiplantae; Streptophyta; Magnoliopsida; Solanales; Solanaceae. Bases 33 to 3173 code for a protein of 1046 amino acids. Gene Ontology annotation, biological process: protein phosphorylation. The transcript is spliced from 26 exons.